CCUGCUCCUGCGCAGGUUCGUGGUGCAGCUGCUGGAGUCGCGUCGGCGCCGGGGCCGCGGCGCUGCUCUGCCCUUCCGGCCCGAGGGGGCCGCGGGGCCUCACGCCAGCCCGGUUUCUCCCCCCUGUCCCUCCCCUCAGCGGGUAAACAAACACCGGCGCGUGACCCGAGCGACUCAAAAACAGCCUCCCCUAGUCGGAAGAGUAGUUUCCUCCCGUCCCUUUCCGUAACCUUCACGGCCAGCGCCUCUCGGAGCUCCUUGCAAUCACUCCCUCGCUCAAACAGGAGAUUGGGGUUGCGGGCGGCCCCACAAAACACCUACUUGUAUGUAGCAAACUACGGAAAGGGAGGAAUACGGCAAGACGUAAGUUUCUUUCUCCGCCACCUUGACCCCAGGGCACGCACUGUGAAGCGUUUUUGUAUUCUUUCCAAAAAUGUUCUUUAGGCACGUUAGGGAUGUCUUCAAACAAACAAGGAAACAUUUGGCAGCAAUUCGUUGUCGCGCAUCUCGCUUUUCAGUGCCUCGAACGUCCGCGUCGGGCGGCAGGUGGCGGCGCGAUGGACCUGGCCGGGCUCCUGCGGGACGAAGAGGGCACCUUCUGCCUCACCGGCUUCCAGGACUUCACGUUCCUCCCAGGACACCAGAAACUGAGUGCUCGGAUCCGAAGGAGACUCUACUAUGGCUGGGACUGGGAAGCUGACUGCAGCUUGGAGGAGCUCUCCAGCCCCGUGGCAGACAUUGCUGUGGAACUGCUCCAGAAGGCAGCCCCCAGCCCUAUUCGUCGACUCCAGAAGAAAUACGUAGCUCAUGUGUCCAGGGAGGCGUGCAUCUCCCCAUGUGCUAUGAUGCUUGCCCUGGUGUACAUUGAGCGGCUCCGGCAUCGAAACCCAGGCUACCUACAGCAUGUGUCAUCCUCUGACUUGUUCCUGAUCUCCAUGAUGGUGGCCAGUAAGUACCUCUAUGAUGAAGGGGAGGAGGAGGAGGUCUUCAACGAUGAAUGGGGAGCGGCAGGGGGCGUGGCCGUGCCCACUCUCAACGCCCUGGAGCGGGGCUUCCUGAGUGCCAUGGAUUGGCGUCUCUAUACUGAUCCUCGGGAGAUCUUUGAGGUGCUGAGCUGGCUGGAGAGCUGUGUGGCUGAGCAGCAGGGACGGCGGCGGGGCUGGUAUACCUACACAGACCUGUGUGUGCUGCUGGAGCAACCAGCCUGGCAGUUGGCCCUGGGCUCCCUCUGCCAGCGCCUGGCAAAGCUGUCCUGCCUGUUGGCUAUGGCAUAUGUGAGCAGUGUGGCCCUGGCGGUGGCAUCGGUGGCCGUAAUUCAUCAGUCCUUGGGGCUGUCCUGCAGCCCCUCCCCAGGCCCCCCCGACCUUGGACUGGUCUCCAGGUGCCUCUUGGAACCCUGCCUACCUUCUUCUGUGCCACAGUGCCUGCCGCGUCCCGUUAAUGUCUCCAGCUGCCUAGAUGGCGACACAGGGCUGCGUUCACUCUGGGGCAGUCUUCUGGCUUCACUGACACCUCCACCAUUGCCUCCCCCAGACCCUCCUGCCCCUCCCACUCUGCUCCAUAACUGUCUCCUCUGCCAGAAGCUCCAGAGAGAUACCCCAAGCUGCCACGCCUGCCACCACUCCAACCAUACAGUUCCCACUGGGCCCCCCAACCCUGGGUACCACUCCCGUAACCUGGCUCCCCCCUGGCCCUGGAGCCCAAUGCUCCCUCUGCUCCCCCAACCUCAGCAGUGUUCCCUUUUCAGUGUCAUGGAGCUAGCCCGUCUCAAGUCUUUCAUUUUCCCAGGCUAGGCGGGCCUCCGAGGAACACACUAAGAGGAUCUGGGAGUCCCUGAGAACCUGGAGGGGCAAAGCUUGAUUUAGAUCCUCUCUACCUCUCUGGGUCCUUGGCUGGUCCCUGUCCUCCUAGGCGAGGGAGCUUAAGGGGCUAUGGGGCCGAAGGACUGAAGGUCACUCACUCUCAGUGGCUGGCUGCUUGGCCAGGGCAGUGAUGAUACCAGGGAAGGCUGCAGGUUGGUGACCAGGGCCAUGUCACGACCAGGGCCUUGUCACAGCCAGACCAAGAAGAUUCCUUGUCUCUCUACCUCCCUCGGUUCUAAACUUUGGCUUUUAAGGAUGGAAGGGGAAAAGUGGGGUGAGGGAGGGAGGAAAAGUUGACUGGGGGCCUGUGUGAUGUCCCUGAAGCAGGAGAGUCAGGGACUGAUAGGGCCAAGGUGGAUCUGCCGGGGGAAGCCGGGGUGAGGUGGGGAACCCUCUCCACACCCAUCCCUCGGAUGUAGCCUCAAGGAGCCAGGGACUGCUGGGACCUUCGGCCUUUCCCUUUUGUCUUCCAACCUCUUCUUAGUACCUUGCUCCUGGGCUUCCCCUCUUCCCCUGGUUCUUCUCCUGGGUGUUCUCUUCACAGGCCUCUGUGGCCACUGCUUUGUAUCUGGGUUUUUCACGCUUUUGUAGAACUGAGGUUUCAAUAAACAGUUUCAGUUGCA
Canis lupus familiaris (dog) is the source of this 2485-nucleotide messenger RNA. RefSeq names its product cyclin Pas1/PHO80 domain containing 1 (gene CNPPD1). The transcript is spliced from 11 exons. Gene Ontology annotation, biological process: regulation of cyclin-dependent protein serine/threonine kinase activity. Gene Ontology annotation, cellular component: cyclin-dependent protein kinase holoenzyme complex; nucleus. NCBI's taxonomy places the organism in Eukaryota, Metazoa, Chordata, Mammalia, Carnivora, Canidae. The record is from RefSeq and is a predicted model, not a curated record. Bases 456 to 1793 code for a protein of 445 amino acids. Gene Ontology annotation, molecular function: protein kinase binding; cyclin-dependent protein serine/threonine kinase regulator activity.